Molecule: messenger RNA, 1050 nt
Organism: Aspergillus melleus
Lineage: Eukaryota; Fungi; Ascomycota; Eurotiomycetes; Eurotiales; Aspergillaceae
Product: ribonuclease H2 catalytic subunit RNH201
Exons: 1
Coding region: 1-1050 (349 amino acids)
Biological process (GO): mismatch repair; DNA replication, removal of RNA primer
Cellular component (GO): ribonuclease H2 complex
Molecular function (GO): RNA-DNA hybrid ribonuclease activity; RNA binding
Source: RefSeq, a predicted model, not a curated record
AUGGGGGAACCGACUGAACCGCACUCCCUGGAGGCCUUCGCUCCCGCCGGUCUCUUCGUCCCUCCGAGUAUAGAUCGCGCCCGAGUGUUCGCCGGAGAAUCCUACGCCUACUACUCACCGUGCCCUCCAGAAACGGAUCUUCAAGUUGAAAGCUCCAAUCCGACGGAACCGCCUUCUCGCAAACAUUAUGUCUUGGGCGUCGAUGAAGCUGGACGAGGCCCCGUUCUAGGGCCAAUGGUAUACAGUGCAUUUUAUGUACCACAUGAUCUCCACAACCCCCUUCUGGCUCAACAGUAUAGUUUCGAUGACAGCAAAGUCCUUACACCCGCUGUACGUGCCAAUUUAAUGCAGACGCUCUGCACCCCGGGCACGCCGUUAUUCGAAUCAUGCGGCUGGGCGACCAAAUUGCUUUCCGCACGGGACAUCUCCUCUGGCAUGAUGCGCCUUGGGGCAGGGGCUUACAACCUAAACGCACAAGCGAUGGAUGCUACUAUUGAGCUUAUUCGACACAUUGUUGAAGUCAAAAAGGUGGAUAUAACAGAGGUUUACAUUGAUACAAUCGGCAACCCCGCAGUCUACCAGCAGAAGCUGGAGCGCAUCUUCCCUUCUCUAAGGAUUACUGUUGCUAAAAAGGCUGAUUCCUUAUAUCCAUGCGUUAGCGCCGCGAGUGUCGCCGCGAAAGUAACUAGAGACGUUGCACUAGAGUUAUGUCAUCAUAACGUAUCGAUGGCCCAGGAGCCCGAGAAAACUACACACGAAAAUGCUACAGAUAGCUGGGGUAGUGGCUACCCAUCCGACUCAAAGUGUGUUCGCUGGCUUCGAGGAAACAUGGACCCCAUAUUUGGAUGGGGCAAUGAAUGCCGCUUCAGUUGGGGUACUGCGAAGGAAUUGUUAGAACUUAAGGGAGGGUCUAAGGUUGAUUGGCCGGUGGAUGGGAAUAAUUCGCAUUUGAAGGAAUUCAUGUUGUCGUCGUCCUCUGGUGGUAAUGGGGGAGCAAAUUCCCAUGAACUUGAGCAAUGGUUUGGAAGCAAACCUACAGAGGUUCUCUGA